CUGGCUGGGAGAUAUUGUGACGACUGAUAAACACAGUAAAAUUAUUAUUAGAAAGUGAAAGUGGUUCACGACUUGUAGCGUAUUACCACUUCCAGGUCUUAUGAAAGCAGCUUAUUAUAGUGAAUAAAAGUGUGUUGCUUCUUGUUUGUGUUCAAACAUGUUGUGUUGAGAGUAAAAUUGAUAAGUUAUCUGGUAUUGUGGAAGGGAGAAGAGAACCGUUGAUUAUUCGUCAAUACGUGGCUCAAUGUACAAAUAGUUCAAACUGUUUUUCAUCACAGCAAUCAAGUUUUACUGGUCAUCUGUCAGUCUGAGUUCGAGUUACCAUAGUAAGCUUGUAAAGUGUCCAGCAAUAAUUAUGGCUUCUUUAAAACAACGCCAAGCUUCGUUCCAUGAUCCAAUCGACAGCGAUUUCAUUACGUUAACCAGAUUUGUUCUCACCGAACAAAGUAAAAGACCAGCGGCUACCGGUGAAUUGACACAACUUCUAAAUAGCAUUCAAACCGCUGUCAAAGCUGUCAGCUCAGCGGUGAGAAAAGCUGGAAUUUCUCAGAUGUAUGGGAUUGCUGGUACAACAAAUGUUCAAGGUGAAGAAGUACAAAAAUUGGAUGUCUACAGCAAUCAAUUGUUCAUAAAUAUGCUUCGGUCCUCAUUGACCACUUGCUGCUUAGUUAGUGAAGAGAAUGAUGAUCUUAUUACGGUUGAUGCAGGCCAGAGAGGAAAAUAUAUUGUCUGUUUCGACCCAUUGGAUGGAUCUUCAAACAUUGCAGUCUUACAAACUAUUGGAUCAAUUUUUGGAAUAUGGAGACAAGUGACCACAGAAGGAGCAGAAAUGGAAAAGAAUGCUCUGCAGCCAGGGAGAGAGCUAGUGGCAGCUGGGUAUGCCCUCUACGGUAGUGCCACCAUGCUGGUAUUAUCUCUGGGCAAAGGAACCGGUGUGAACGGUUUCAUGUACGACCCAUCUGUUGGAGAGUUUGUGCUGACUGACCAGAAUAUUAGAAUACCAAAGAGGGGCAAAAUAUACAGCAUCAACGAAGGCUACCAGGCUAGUUGGCAUCCAGCAAUUUUGGAAUACGUUGAAAGCAAGAAAAACCCAAAGACGGGUAAACCAUAUUCGGCUCGGUACGUUGGAUCAAUGGUAGCAGAUAUCCACAGAACACUGAAAGUGGGUGGAAUUUACAUUUACCCUGCCACAAAAGAUUCGCCCAACGGAAAGCUGCGUUUGAUGUACGAGUGCAACCCCAUGGCUUUUCUGGUAUGUGAAGCUGGUGGAGAAGCAACUGAUGGCAAAAUUCCUAUCUUGGACAUUGUACCGGAAAAGAUUCACCAACGUGCACCAAUCUACAUUGGCUCCAAAGAAGAUGUGCAAGACAUUAUGGAUAUCAUAAAGGCACAUAAAUAAUUUCCACAUUCAACAAUUCGAUAUGGACUAGGAUUUUGAUAAAGUCACCAAUGGAACCAUUGUGCAAGUUGAGGAUUAAUGUUAUUAUUUAGUGAUCACAUCAUAAGACUGUAAAAAGACUGAUCCGACAUUAAUUUGAAAUAAAUAUAAAUUGCUACCGUAUUUUAGAGUGAUAAUUGAAGAGGAUAAGUUUAACUUGAAUGUAGUCUGGAUAUUUUUUUAAUUCCUUGAUUAGCUAUCUAGAGGUUCAUGAAGCCGUUCUACUAGAAAUACAGUAGUAUCAAAAAUAAUAUACGGCUCUAAUGAUACUGUAUUCUGGUUUCUUUUAUCUCAUUUACUUACAAAACUAUAAAAAACAAAUUUCAAUAUUGAGUAAUGUAAUAUUACUAAUAUUAAUAUUGAGUAAUGCACAUAAAUUUAAUUUGAAUGAGUAUUUGAUUUUUAAGGGGUUCAAUAGAAGGGCUUCAAUGCUUUGAUUAAACAAGAUCCCAUACAAGCUA
This is a messenger RNA of Nilaparvata lugens (brown planthopper), 1899 nucleotides long. RefSeq names its product fructose-1,6-bisphosphatase 1 (gene fbp). Gene Ontology annotation, cellular component: cytosol; cytoplasm. Lineage: Eukaryota; Metazoa; Arthropoda; Insecta; Hemiptera; Delphacidae. Gene Ontology annotation, molecular function: fructose 1,6-bisphosphate 1-phosphatase activity. The record is from RefSeq and is a predicted model, not a curated record. Gene Ontology annotation, biological process: sucrose biosynthetic process; gluconeogenesis; fructose 6-phosphate metabolic process. The transcript is spliced from 6 exons. Bases 356 to 1399 code for a protein of 347 amino acids.